This is a messenger RNA of Clonostachys rhizophaga, 1059 nucleotides long. The record is from the annotation of a GenBank genome assembly. NCBI's taxonomy places the organism in Eukaryota, Fungi, Ascomycota, Sordariomycetes, Hypocreales, Bionectriaceae.
AUGGCAUCUCCAAAGGCGAAAGUCCUUGUGGUUGGCAGCGGCGGCAUUGGGACAAUAGCUGCCCUCAACCUCGAGCUUGGAGGCCAGGUGGAAGUAUCUUCAGUCCUGCGUUCCAAUUACGAGAUUGUGAAUAAAAAUGAUCUUGCGAGCACGGCGAGAUACAGAGCUGGCGUCCAUCCAAAGGUCUGCAUAACCUUCUAUCAUUCGAACUGCAUCGCUCACCAAGCCGGCUGGAGUUUAGUCUUGAAUACGGUCCCCAAUAUGUCGGAUUCAGCAAUUGACCGACAAUUUGAUUACAUUGUGUGUUGUACGAAGAAUAUUCCGGACGUCACUCCGACCGUCUGCGACAUUAUUGCUCCCGCCGUAACGCCCAGCCAUACUUCUAUUGUCCUGAUACAAAAUGGAUUAAACAUAGAAAAGUCCCUAUUCCACCGGUUUCCGUCAAACAUCGUCAUAUCUGGCGUCAGCCGAAUCGAUGCGCAUGAAAUCGCACUAGGCAUCAUCGAACAGAAACAAAACGACCUUUUGCAUGUUGGACCUUUCCAGAACCCCAAUCUCAGUGACGAAGAACAAUGCCUAGCUGCUCAACGAUUUGUGGCCAUUUACAGUGCUGGGGGUAAAACUACGUGCCUAUACAAACCAGAUACGGGUUUUGACCGUUGGAGCAAACUAGUGUAUAACGCUUCGUGGAACCCAAUAUGUGCUAUAACAGGCUUGGAUACUGGUGAACUACAGAAAAUGGGCAGAGCUAUGGAUACUCUCGUUAUCCCCGCCAUGAAGGAAGUGUUGGAAGUGGCGCAGGCCGCCGGGCACCAACUCCCGGAAGAUAUCGUGCACAGGACGAUCCAAAGCAAUCCCGUUGAGGAGAACAUUGUCCCAAGCAUGCAAAUCGACUUGCAAAAGGGUAAUUUCAUUGACCAUGAGAAUAUCCUAGGAGAAAUUGUUCGAGAGGCUCGCAAUGGGCAGGGAGUUGCGACGCCCGUACUAACGGUGUUGUAUGAGAUCACUACUGCUCUUCAGUGGAGAACUCGAAAAAAACAAGGGGCACAUAUAAGCUAG